This is a messenger RNA of Amoebophrya sp. A25, 1485 nucleotides long. NCBI's taxonomy places the organism in Eukaryota, Dinophyceae, Syndiniales, Amoebophryaceae. The record is from the annotation of a GenBank genome assembly.
UUCCCCUCAUCACGGAAUGUAGUAUAGGAAGACAGAGCUGGAUCGCAUAGAACAUCACGAUAGGCAUUCGUAUUAUAGGAAAAAACCGAGCAACAGCGAACAAUCUACCACGUUCUUCGCGUGUAGUACGUGGGUGAAUAGGCUUUUCCAGGGGAGAUGAUCAUACUGAGCCUUGCAUUGGCAGCCACCAGUGAAUAUGAGCACAUGCCCACACAUAUUAGACCUCCCCUUGGCCCCAUCUUGUAUCGCGCAACCAGAUAUUUUUUGGCCUCCCAUGAAAAAUCCACAGCUCAGAAGUUUGUACGACAACAACGACGCAUACAUGCGUUACGCAUAGCCGCGUUGUGCCACAAUCGCACUUGUAAUCCGAUUGGAUCAUCUGAGUAUGCUAAAUUUGGGCUGUGUUGACUUUCUUGAGUCUUCAGAUGCAGAAAAGUGGACGAGUGAAUAGAACGCGAGUGAAUAGAACGAGGAGCUUCAAGUUUUUAGCGCUAGGUAGGUGAAUUGAGUCUUCUGCUCGUUCACCGCUUUGCUAUCCGUAUCUGUGCGUCUGUGAAAUCUUUGCUUUCUCUGCGCCCACCUAAGCUGGUGCGUCGAACACUUCGAAAAAUUUGUAAUUGUAAAAACCCUGCAGUCGCGAUCAAAAAGAGUAGAUCUCAUGCGAAGACAUGGAAAAGGAGGCAAAAAGACCAAAAAGGAGGAGAAAGCAAGUGCAGCUGCAACACCAAUUAGAUCUUCGACCUCACGCCAGGCACAUCAAUCAAUCGAUCAUCUGAGUGUGCUAGAUUUGAUCGUUAACAAAACGAUCAAAUCUCGCUGGUAGUUUGUUAACGAUCAAAUCUAGCACACUCAGAUUGCUCGUUAACAAAUGUGGGCCAGCGAAAUCUUGGCAUGGCGAGCAGAACGCUGCAAAGCGACAGAGAAGUGGUGCUUGCGGCAGUGAAGCAAAAUGGGGAGGCUCUUGAAUAUGCGAGUAAUACGAUGACAAAUGACAAACAUAUGGUGCUUGCGGUAAUCAAGCAAAACAGGGAGGCUCGUCGGUUUGCGACCCUCACCAUGCAACAAGACAGAGAAGUGACGCCCGCGGCUGUCAGGCAAAUGAGUGGAGAGGCUCUUGAGACUCGAAGGCCAACUGGUUCAGAUUCUGGCGCAGGCCUUUCGUUAAUUUAGCCACUCCCUGCGAAAAGGAUUUCGCCCUGACCUUCCAUCGGCACUGCAAUGAGGCUCGGUUCGAAUUUAUAGCAACGUCGUGCGCUUGCAAGUAGAUGGUAUCAUUUUUUUAUUGAGGUGACUGGAGAUAGAUGUCGUUGUAGAAGAUGGCGCUUUUUCGGGAGCCUCUAUGACGCCUCUUUGGCAGUGCAAGAACGCUCUUCGGAAGGAUUUGAUUUCGAUUUAAUGCAAAUGCAGCAACAUGAUUGUACUAUCUGCAAGUGUAAUGUGAUAUUUUCUGGUUGGUGCUUUUCAUUUCACGAAAGUAGAGGAAAU